AUGAAAUGCAGGCCAAGCCUUGAUGGCGGCAGAUGCGACCGAUGCACACGGAAGAGCCUGACGUGUGUCUUUGAGAAACAUAAACGAGGCCGCAAACCGGGCGUGAGACUCGCCCGGCCCUCAUCAAGUGCCUUCCACAACACAUCCGAGCCCGUCGACCGGAUCAGCUUGUCGCGAGACGAGUUCGAGGACCGUCCAGACGAAGCAUCUUCGGCCCAGCCUGACUCGCGGCUUUGGUCCGAAGGUCUGCAGCCGUCGAGAUUGCUGAAUGACGGUGCUAUGAACGGAAGCUUCUCCCUACAGAACAUUCUGAGCGCCAUAAAAAGCUCCUCCUCGCGAGCGGAAGCCGGUCCGGACAAGACGCCGGUCGAAGCAGAUCUGGUGCUUGACGAUGAUCCCAUCCAGCAUGGGAUCGUCAACAUGGCCAUUGCGCGAUCAUUAUUCGAAAGCUUCAUGAACAAAUUAAAUCCUUUCAUCAAUCAAUUUGAUCCUGUCCUCCACACGUUCGCAUAUAUCCGACGACGCUCUCCAUUCCUGAUGAGUUCCAUUCUUGCCGCGGCGGCCAAGGCAUUCAACCCGUCGCUGCAUCUCGACCUGCGCGCCCACACGGAAACCUUGAUGGCGCGAAGCUUCAGCAAAGGGGUCAAAUCGAUCGAGGCGGUGCAGGCCAUCAUGGUUUCCACCUACUGGAAGGAGCCAGACGACAGUAGAGCCUGGCUUUCCAUCGGAUACGCGAUCCGGAUCUGCUUCGAACUAGGAUGGCACAAUCUGGGUACGGAUGCCUUCAACGGGCCCAAUUCCCAGACGGAGCUGGAAAGGCGGGAAGUCCGCAGCAUGGAGAGGACCUGGCUUGUUCUCUUUGUAUAUGAUCGGAGUAUCAGCCUCCAGAUGGGGAAGCCAUGGAUGAUCGAUCAGACCGCGCUCAUCGAGUCCGUGGCCAGCUGGCAUAAGCACGACCUGGCAGUGCCUAGCAACGACGUCCUACUGUGCGCCUUUGUUUCCCUCCGUCUCGUGGGCACGAGAACGAUCGACUAUUUCAACCUUCACCGCCAACCUCGUUCUAGGAAUAUUCUCUCGGCCAUUCAAACCACGCCCAGAUUGCUGAACAGGGAUAUAGACCACUGGCAGAAGGACUGGCUGGCACUAUUCGAUGGCAUGGACUAUGUGGAGCCAUGCCAUCGAUUUCUGGUCCGAUUCUACGGCACACACCUGCGACUGGUAUCCUCUUCGGUUCCGCUCUUUAUCUGUCUGGAUGCCGGGGAUACCGAAGGGACGACCGCCAGGCAGGCCAUCUGGGCCUGCUUCACCACCGCCACCGAGAUGUUGGCGUUGGUGGCCGACAGUGAAAUCUCGCAUCUUUUAUAUUUUGCACAAGAUUCCAUCCAUGUCAUGACGGCGUACGCUGCGGUGCUUCUGAUCAAGCUACUGCUAUCUCUACCACCCUAUCUGAGCGAGAAUUUCGAGGAGACUUCGAUGACGGCGAUUCAGAUCGCAGCCGAGUCAUUUGCGAAGCAAGGUGCACCCCCGAAGAAUGGCUGCGCCUUGCAAGCCAACUUUCUGAAGAACGUGGUCAAAGAGUACGAGAAGGCCAAGGACGCAGUCAAAGGCCUCCCAUCGGCAGGUCAACGUCCGCAGCUUGCGACACCCACGAGGCUGAUACGUGCUGCUGAGGCACAGACGCCGUCCGGUCUUACCCAGGAUGGGCCCAUCGCACUUCGUGACAGUGGGAUUGUCGAGCCGGACCGGAACCACCAGCAGAACCACCCGAGUCAAGCUCGAGUCGGUGACCACAUAUUUACCGACGAUGAGACGUGGGAGGCGCUCUUUGCUCAGGCUGGCUUCAGCAUCAAUGAAGAGACCUUUUUGCAGGAGCCCAUGAAUGACAAUAUCUGA
Molecule: messenger RNA, 1893 nt
Organism: Capronia epimyces CBS 606.96
Lineage: Eukaryota; Fungi; Ascomycota; Eurotiomycetes; Chaetothyriales; Herpotrichiellaceae
Exons: 6
Coding region: 1-1893 (630 amino acids)
Biological process (GO): DNA-templated transcription; regulation of DNA-templated transcription
Cellular component (GO): nucleus
Molecular function (GO): DNA-binding transcription factor activity, RNA polymerase II-specific; zinc ion binding; transcription cis-regulatory region binding
Source: RefSeq, a predicted model, not a curated record